Molecule: messenger RNA, 2270 nt
Organism: Lactuca sativa (garden lettuce)
Lineage: Eukaryota; Viridiplantae; Streptophyta; Magnoliopsida; Asterales; Asteraceae
Product: signal transducer, putative (DUF3550/UPF0682)
Biological process (GO): DNA-templated transcription
Molecular function (GO): transcription corepressor activity
Source: RefSeq, a predicted model, not a curated record
UGCUGACUAAAGACGGAAAAAGUCCAACCCCAAAACCCAACUAACCACACACACACUCUCUCUCUCUCUCUCUUUCUUCACACGAUACAAUUACCAGCUGUUCCUUUCCGCGAUUUAUUGCGGUGGCAAAUGGUGGUGAUUGAAGACCUCCGGUUGAAGUGUUAAUGGCAGAAGACGCCGUUCCGAAAACCUUCAGGGCAUUAGUGGAAAGCGCUGAGAGAAAGUUCGCCAAGGUCCGCGACGCUCCGUCGUAUGGACGUGGUCCCAACCACUACUUCCCCAAGGUAUUCAAGGCUUACAUGAAGCUAUGGGAUUACCAGCAAAAAAACCGAUCGAAACUCGUUGAAUCGGGACUUCAGCGAUGGGAAAUCGGCGAGAUCGCCUCUCGAAUUGGUCAGCUUUACUUCGUGCAGUACAUGAGGACGAGCGAGGCACGAUUCUUGCUGGAAUCGUACAUUUUCUACGAGGCUAUAUUGAACCGAGGGUACUUUGAAGGCUCGAGUUUCAAGGCUUUGAAAGAUCGAGGGCUUAGGUUUAAGGAAUUAAGGUUUUACGCCAGGUUUUUGCUGGUUUCCUUAAUUUUGAAUCGGUGGGAGAUGGUUAAGCUUCUUUUAGACCGGUUUAAGGCGCUUGUGGAGGAUAGCAAAGCCCAGUUUCCGGAUACCACCUUUAAGGAAUGGAAGGUGGUGAUGCAAGAAAUGGUGCGAUUUAUGAAAGUUGAUUCAGCCUUUUCAAAUACUAGGCCUUUGCGAUAUUGUGCUAUCUUCGAUUCUUACCCGAGUUCACUUCCAUAUGUCGCACGUUUCCAUGCAAAAAAAGUUCUAAAGUUGCGAGAUGCAUUGCUCAUGAGCUAUCACCGGAAUGAGGUUAAGUUUGCAGAACUUACAACUGAUACCUUCAGAAUGCUGCAGUGUUUGGAAUGGGAACCGAGUGGAUCCUUUUAUCAGAAGCAAACUGUUGAAUUUCAUGACAAUGGAACUUCAACUGAUCAAUCUGCUACUUCAGGAUUAAUUGAUAUUAAUUUGGUGGCUGAUAUGACUGAUCCAUCUUUGCCUCCAAAUCCCAAAAAGGCUGUUCUUUAUCGCCCUUCUGCAACACAGUUACUAGCUGUAUUGGCUGCAAUUUGUGAUGAGCUCCCUCCAGAAAGUGUUAUGCUUAUUUACAUAGCAGCCUCAGGUGAUUCUGGUCAAACUACUGUUCCACAUAAGCAAAUAUCAGGAAGUGUGAGAACAUCUGUAAAGUUAAAUACUGUUCAUGAACGCAGUAACUACUUUAUGCCUGAAACUCAUGUUAAUGGGAAAGGAAGUUCCAGUCAUCCCUCUGAAAGUUCUAUCUGGUUAGGGCCCACCAGAAAUGCAGGUUCUAAUAAUCUUUUUCCUGCUGAUUUAAUCCCGUUUACUAGAAGACCUGCUUUUUUCAUUAUUGAUAGUGACAACAGCCAUUCAUUCAAGGUUUUACAUGGUGCAGAAAGGGGAGAACCAGCUGCCUUGCUUCUUUCACCACUGAGACCAACAUUCAAGAGUCAAUCUGAAUCCAGUGCUGACAUCACACAAAAUGGAAGUCAAUUCACCCUCUUCUUGACUGCUCCAUUACGCGCAUGCUGGCAAAUCUUUGGCCUCACUUUUUCUGAUGAUGAUGCGGAUUUGAUGGAAGAUGCUGAAAGUAUUGUUUCAGGCGCCUUUGCAGAGUGGGAAACAAUACUUUGUACUACAACUACCCUGGAUCUAGUGUGGGCCCAAGUUCUCUCUGAACCUUUGUUGCGAAGGAUUAUUCUCAGAUUUAUAUUCUGUCGAUCUGUUCUUACCUGUUUCCGGCGUCGAGAAGAAAAUGACCAUUACGUCCCUGUGUGCUUACCAGAGCUUCCUGAUUCCGUCUCUCCCAACUCCGGAAUCGUCCAAUCCGCCGUCAAGAAGCUUGCAGAGCAUCUAAAGGUUUCACAUUGUUUUCGGUUUGACGGUUUAUAGCCAUAAUAGUUAGAUUCAGAAGCAGCAGAUAAUAAUAUAUUUAUAUGUACAUUCAUCUUAACCGGGGGGGGGUUGUUUAUAUACCCUAAAGUUGUCUCGUAUAAAUUGUUUGGGUUUGGUGUAAAGCUUUGAAAACAACAGCAUACUUGAGUUGAGUUUGUAUUUAAUAGGUUUUGUCAUUUGUGAAAGGGAAGUAGGUAGACAGAGGGCUGAGGGCGGGGGUGUUAAGGUAAUCUCUGAACUUUGUGAAUUAUUAUUAUGUUAUUGGGCAAAAAAAAAAAAACGGCAGCUAAAGGUUACAUUAAA